UCACCGAGGCGAACAUGGGCGGAGCUGCUCUCUCUCUCUCUCUCUCUCUCUCUCUCUAGAAAGCCCGAAGAAUCACAGACUACAAAAGGACGCGGCGCAUCACUGAAGCCCUAGGGAUGGGCCUCUGUGUUCCUUCCUUCUCGACGAAGCAUCGAGAAAUUCUCUGCGAUCUGAAUCUUUGAAAUGUGCUUCUCCAGAGCCAGGGCAAGAGUCAGUUCUAUUUCCCGCUCGUUACGUCGAUGAUUGAAUUACGUCGACGCCAGAGGAUUCUCAUCCUCUCUCUGCUCUCUUUUACUGUUUUUGCUCCUCUCAUUUUAUUCUCUGACAGGCUUAAACUUCUCGCUUUUAACGGUCGGAAUGAGUUUGUGGAAGAUCUAUCAAGUAUUACAUACAGGACAGAUACCUUGAAAUUGAAUUCCAUAGAAAAGGAAGAUGCUAGAGGAUUAGAAGAGCCAAAACAAGUUGUUUACAAAGAAAAUGAUUUUGUUCCCACAAUUAAUUACAGUUCCAAACAGAGGAACGAUUCUGAAGAAUCUGGAAUUGUAGGGUACAGAAUUCCAGGAUUCAAUGAUGACAAAAAAGAAAACCAGCAAGUUCAACGGAAAGGAUCUUCUUCCAUUUCUGGAGAAAAGAAGAAAUUUAAUGAAACAGUUCCACAAUAUCAGAACAUGAACACUCAAUCACAGAGAAAAAAACAUGAAAAUAUUGGAGGGAGAAACGAGCAAUCUGAUCAAAAAACAUCACAACAUCAUCAGACUUUACACAGUUGGUCACAUAAAGCAUCAAAUGAGAGGGUAAUGGAGAUUAAAGACCAAAUUAUUAGAGCCAAAGCAUACUUGAUGUUUGCACCACCUGGCAGCACCUCACGCUUGGUCAAGGAGUUGAAGCUGCGUAUUAAAGAGAUGGAACAAAUUGUUGGAGAAGCCAAUAAGGAUUCAGAUUUACCAAGGAGUGCUUUGCAGAAAAUGAAACACAUGGAAGCUUCAUUGUCCAAAGCCAACCGUGCUUACCCACACUGUCAUCUUAUGGCUUCAAAGCUUCGUGCAAUGAACUAUAAUGCUGAAGAGCAAGUUCGGACUCAGCUAGCUCAAGUGUCAUAUCUUGUUCAUCUUGCUGCAAGGACUACCAGUAAAGGCCUCCACUGUCUUUCUAUGCGGCUGACUGCAGAAUACUUUGCUCUGAGGCCUGAGGAGAGAAAGUUUCCAAAUGAAAAUAGGAUCGAUGAUCCUGAACUUUAUCAUUAUGCUGUCUUCUCUGACAAUGUUCUGGCCUGUGCAGUGGUUGUUAACUCCACUGUUUCUACUGCCAAGGAACCAGAGAAACUUGUUUUCCAUGUGGUGACCAAUUCACUCAACUUUCCAGCAAUCUCAAUGUGGUUCAUAUUUAACCCACCAGGCCAAGCCACACUCCACAUACAAAAUAUAGACAAAUUUAAAUGGAUGUCUAAGUACAGUGGCUUCAAGAAACAAAAUUUCAGUGAUCCAAGAUAUAAUUCUGAACUCAACUGCCUUCGCUUCUAUCUACCAGACAUCUUCCCUGCUCUCAAUAAGAUUGUUCUCUUUGAUCAUGAUAUGGUGAUCCAACAAGAUCUCAGUGACCUAUGGAAUGUGAAGAUGAAGGAAAAAGUAAAUGGAGCAGUUGGGACUUGUCAAGAAGGUGAUACUUCAUUUUACAGGAUCAAUACGCUCAUCAAUUUCUCAGAUCCAUUUAUUGCAGAGAGGUUUGAUGGCAAUGCAUGCACAUGGGCAUUUGGGAUGAACUUGUUUGAUUUGAAACAGUGGAGGAGAUUGGAUUUAACUGGUGUCUAUCACAAAUAUCUGGAAAUGGGUUCUGAGAGGCCAUUAUGGAAUGCUGGGAGUCUGCCUAUAGGGUGGCUCACUUUCUAUAACAAGACAAUGGUGUUGGACGGACGGUGGCAUGUUCAUGGCCUUGGUUAUAACUCUGGCAUAGAUCGAAAUAAAAUUGAGCGUGCCGCUGUUAUACACUAUGAUGGAAUUAGGAAACCAUGGUUGGAUAUUGCGAUGGGAAGAUACAAGGGUUAUUGGACCAAAUUUAUUAAUUAUGACCAUCCUAUAUUGCAACAGUGCAAUGUACAUGAGUAGGACAAAUAUUCCUACCUUGCUGAGUAAAUUGACCAAUCCGAUGGCACAUUAUUUGCCUCUCCGCUCCAUUCUUUCCUGUUCUUUGGCAGUUCUGAUUGUAAAGCCCUUCGUACCUUCUCAACAAUAUUCUAUACAUCGCUUGUUGAAAAGCUUAGCCAGUUUAUAGUGACAGUUAAGAUGGAAAUAAGAAUCAGAGGCAUUUUAGCUGUUUGCAGAUACUGUUGGUUUUCGUGUAAAUAAUUCAUCUUUGCUGUUCUUAUUUAUUGAUUCCGUCCUAGUUACAGCGUGACUGUUAGCAGAUCUAUGCUUUAACCCUAAGAACAAAUUUAUGCGCCAUUUGUUAAAAUUAGGGCAGUGUUCCUCCAUUGCAGUAUUCAAUGAUCGUUUCAUUUUA
Prosopis cineraria is the source of this 2496-nucleotide messenger RNA. Its product is annotated as probable galacturonosyltransferase 6. Bases 240 to 2102 code for a protein of 620 amino acids. The record is from RefSeq and is a predicted model, not a curated record. Gene Ontology annotation, molecular function: polygalacturonate 4-alpha-galacturonosyltransferase activity. NCBI's taxonomy places the organism in Eukaryota, Viridiplantae, Streptophyta, Magnoliopsida, Fabales, Fabaceae. The transcript is spliced from 9 exons.